This is a messenger RNA of Lucilia sericata (common green bottle fly), 2084 nucleotides long. RefSeq names its product glucose dehydrogenase [FAD, quinone]-like. NCBI's taxonomy places the organism in Eukaryota, Metazoa, Arthropoda, Insecta, Diptera, Calliphoridae. The record is from RefSeq and is a predicted model, not a curated record. The coding region runs from base 1 to 1890 and encodes 629 amino acids. Gene Ontology annotation, molecular function: oxidoreductase activity, acting on CH-OH group of donors; flavin adenine dinucleotide binding. The transcript has a single exon.
AUGGUGCUAAAUCUACUCUUUAUAACGACUGUGAUAAAAUCCACCUUUGGUGUGGUAACUACGGGCCUCUGGCUUAUUCCCCUAAUACUGGCCGCCAUUACCUAUUACAAAUACGAUAAUGUGGAUCCAGAAUCGAGAGUUUUCGAUCAAACGAAUAUAUACAGGGAAUAUGAUUUUAUAGUGGUGGGUGCUGGUUCCGCGGGAGCAGUGGUGGCCAAUCGUUUAAGUGAAGUGCGCAAAUGGAAGGUUUUACUUAUAGAAGCUGGACCCGAUGAAAAUGAAAUAUCAGAUGUGCCCUCACUGGCCGCUUAUUUGCAGUUGAGCAAAUUGGAUUGGCAGUAUAAAACGGAACCCUCGAAUAAGGCCUGUUUGGGCAUGAAAAAUAAUCGCUGUAAUUGGCCGCGUGGCAAGGUAUUGGGUGGUUCCAGUGUCUUAAACUAUAUGCUGUAUGUCAGAGGCAAUCGUCAUGACUAUGAUCACUGGGAGUCGUUGGGUAAUCCCGGUUGGGGUUAUGAUAGCAUUUUGAAAUACUUUAAGAAAUCCGAAGAUAACCGCAAUCCCUAUUUGAAUAAGAAUCCUUAUCAUGGCAAGGGUGGCCUCUUAACUGUGCAGGAAUCACCCUGGCAUUCGCCUUUGGUGGCGGCUUUUGUAGAGGCUGGCACUGAGAUAGGUUAUGAAAAUCGUGAUAUUAAUGGUGAAAUACAAACCGGUUUUAUGAUAGCCCAGGGUACCAUACGUAGAGGUUCACGCUGUAGUACCGCCAAGGCUUUCUUAAGGCCCAUUAGAAAUCGUCCCAAUUUUCAUUUAUCCAUGAAUUCUCAAGUUACCAAGCUGUUGAUAGAACCCGGUACUAUGAGGGCCAAGGGAGUAGAAUUUGUUAAGAAUGGUCAAGUUAUGAAAGUGUACGCCAAAAGAGAAAUCAUUUUAUCAGCUGGUGCCAUUAAUACGCCUCAGAUAAUGAUGUUAUCGGGUAUAGGACCACGUUCCCAUUUGGAACAACAUGGCAUUAAGGUUUUACAAGAUUUACCGGUAGGGGAAAAUCUACAAGAUCAUGUGGGUAUGGGAGGUUUAUCUUUCCUGGUCGAUAAGCCCGUUUCUAUAGUACAGGAUCGUUUUAAUCCCACCGCUGUAACUUUCCAAUAUGUCUUAAGAGAACGGGGACCCAUGACUACUCUGGGAGGUGUAGAAGGUUUAGCUUUUGUGCACACACCCUAUUCUAAUAGAUCUAUAGAUUGGCCUGAUAUACAAUUUCACAUGGCUCCUGCUUCGAUUAAUUCAGAUAAUGGCGCUCGUGUUAAAAAGGUAUUGGGUUUAAAGGAAUCGGUUUAUCAAGAAGUUUACCAACCCAUAGCUAAUAAGGACACUUGGACUAUAAUGCCUUUACUGUUAAGACCCCGUUCUAGAGGUUGGGUUAAGCUAAGAUCAGCCAAUCCUUUUGAGUAUCCCAAAAUCAAUGCCAAUUACUUUGAUGAUCCUUUUGAUGCCAAGACCUUGGUGGAGGGAGCCAAAAUUGCUUUGCGUGUGGCCGAGGCCAAAGUUUUCAAACAGUUUGGUUCUCGUUUAUGGCAAAAAGCAUUACCCAAUUGCAAGAAAUUUAAAUUUCUCUCCGAUGAUUAUUUAGAUUGUCAUGCCCGUACUAUAUCCAUGACUAUAUAUCAUCCCUGUGGUACAGCUAAAAUGGGUCCUGCAUGGGAUCCUGAAGCCGUAGUAGAUCCUAGAUUAAGAGUUUAUGGUGUUAGAGGUUUAAGAGUUAUAGAUGCCAGCAUAAUGCCCACCAUUAGUAGUGGCAACACUAAUGCCCCUGUCAUAAUGAUUGCUGAAAAGGGAGCCGAUCUAAUUAAAGAAGAUUGGUUCCAUAAUCCCGAAUACAAAAUCGUAAAUAAAAGUUAGCGCAGCUUAAUAACUCAUAAAUAAAUUAAACUAUGUUUCAGAGUAUAGUUCUCGAGACCUCCAAAUAUUUGAUUACUGUCAUUAACCAAAGGUUGUCCACUUGUUAUUAAUUAUAUAUUGUCAUUAUUACUAUUACAAAUUGUUGUAAUAGCAUUUUUCACAUUCAGGGGGCAUUAGCUUUACAAAAACAACUA